Rhododendron vialii is the source of this 1714-nucleotide messenger RNA. RefSeq lists its product as uncharacterized. Bases 98 to 1459 code for a protein of 453 amino acids. Lineage: Eukaryota; Viridiplantae; Streptophyta; Magnoliopsida; Ericales; Ericaceae. The record is from RefSeq and is a predicted model, not a curated record. The transcript is spliced from 4 exons.
UGAUGCAAGGGAUUCAAGUUCCAACAUAAGCCAACAAUACUCGUCAAGCGAAUUACUGUUAUCUUGAAUUUAGUCACUCAAGUUUCUAUUCAAAAUCAUGGCGAGCAAAGCUUCUCAAACAAUGAGUUUGAAGAUCCUUGUGGAGAAAGAGAAAAAUCGAGUUGUUUUUGUGGAGGCAAACAAGGAUUUUGUGGAUGUUCUAUUCAGCUUCCUUACAAUACCUCUUGGAACAAUUAUCAGACUCACCCGUGAGCACUUUUUGAAGGGGGAGAUUGGCUUUAAUGAGGUCCUUUUAUCAAGUGAGCACAAAGGGAUACUUCUUCGUCCGCGAUGUGCAACUGAUGUCUACUGUAGGAACCUAAAGGUAGAUUUGGUUGAAUGUGACGAAAGCAAGUAUUAUAUGUGCCGCGGUUCGUAUUGUAAUAUUGUGAGCUACUACCUAACUCAUUGCCAGUGUGGAGAAUCCUUAACAUACGAGGUAAAUCUGUUAGACCCAGUUCCUCAAGGUGGAAGUGGAUUUAUAAACCCAACUGUGCGCUUCAUGGUAACCGAUGACUUUCAAGUGUUGCCUAUGUCUACCACGGCUGGCUUGUCUCUGCUUAGCAAUUUUGGAGCAUUAGAUGGGAGCAAAAUCGAAGAGAGAAUGCUGAACGUAGGAAAGGAUGAGGUUCUGAAAUUGCUCAAGUGUUCAUUAGCGUCAAGGACACCUUUUUCUGACUCCAUAUUGGAACCUCCCUUCAGUAAGCCAAUGCCCAUGGUUAAUCAUGGACAAUAUGGACCGAGGAUGACAAAUCUAUCUCAAAGAGAUGCAGACACCCGAAACGAGGAUGAAAAGAUAAACUUGAAGCUUAUCAUAAACAGAUCGAACAAUAGGGCGCUGUACGCAGAAGUUGAAGAGAAUUUUGUUGAUCUCCUAUGCAGUUUCCUCUCAUUCCCAAUCGGUUACAUCUUUAAAGAAUUUCCAUAUUUGUCCUUCAAGGGAUGCAUGGGCAAUUUAUACAAGAGUGUCCAAGAUUUUGAUGUCAACAAGUUCUUCAAAUCAGAGGAGAUGAAGGCAAUUCUACUCAAUCCAAAACUAGCCCCUGGUACCUCUUAUGGCAACAAACUAAUUGGUAUUGAAAAAGCUGUAAACCUGUCACGUGAGACUCUUUCUUCCCUGGUCAAGAACGAAUGCCGUCGUAAAAUUUUAGAGUCCCCUCUGCAGGAAGUUAAAAUUGGUGGCGGACUAGUGAAAGGACCGUCUAUGUUCAUGGUGACGGAUAGUUUAUCAAUAGCACCUUUAUCUCCAAUCUCAGGCAUAUUUCUUAUCAACAGAUUAAAGGUACCUCUCAGCGACAUUCAGGAAUUGGAGGUGAAUAUGGGUAAGGAGGAGACUUUGCGUCUCUUGGUGGCUUCGUUGGUGUCAAGAUCUGCGUUGACUGAUGCUUUUGUGCGCAAGGGGGCGAAGCAAGAAACCUGAGGUAAAAUAGCGUUGUCUGAUUGUCUCUAUGCCAGCAGAGAGGAAGAAGCUCUGGUGUUUGCCUAUAAGCCUAUGUUCUAGUUCAACAAUGCAAACUUGCUUUAUUAGCAUUGAUAUUCUAUAUCCGCAGCUGAUGUAAGACCUAUUGGUAUUCUUUCCUUUCCUUUUUUGUGGUUUUGUGAGACCCUUUUGUGGUUUUGUCUAGUAAUUUGGAGAGACUACUGUGGCAAUGGUAUUAUCGUAUGGUCUGAAUAU